Messenger RNA from Danio aesculapii, 5003 nucleotides. RefSeq names its product phosphorylase, glycogen, muscle b (gene pygmb). Gene Ontology annotation, cellular component: cytoplasm. The coding region runs from base 123 to 2651 and encodes 842 amino acids. The transcript has 20 exons. Gene Ontology annotation, biological process: glycogen catabolic process. Gene Ontology annotation, molecular function: pyridoxal phosphate binding; glycogen phosphorylase activity. The record is from RefSeq and is a predicted model, not a curated record. NCBI's taxonomy places the organism in Eukaryota, Metazoa, Chordata, Actinopteri, Cypriniformes, Danionidae.
CCUGAAGCAUCAGUUGGAGAUCACGGUGACGCGCGGCGCGCAACACACGCAGCAGGCAUCACGUAGACGAAGAUCCCCGCUGCACGAACAUUACACAAGAUUAUAUAAUAACAAUCUGCAAGAUGUCCAAGCCACUGACGGACCAAGAAAAGAGGAAGCAAAUUUCCGUGCGGGGUCUCGCCGGAGUUGAAAACGUCGCAGACCUCAAGACCAAUUUUAAUCGCCAUCUGCACUUCACUUUGGUUAAAGACCGCAAUGUUGCAACGAAGCGCGACUAUUACUUCGCCCUGGCUCACACCGUCCGCGACCAUUUGGUGGGAAGAUGGAUCCGGACGCAGCAGCAUUACUACGAGAAAGACCCGAAACGUGUGUACUACCUCUCUCUGGAAUUCUACAUGGGACGAACCCUUCAAAACACCAUGGUAAACUUAGCUUUGGAGAAUGCCUGCGACGAGGCCAUUUAUCAGCUGGGUCUGGAUAUGGAGGAGCUGCAGGAUAUUGAGGAGGACGCUGGCCUGGGUAACGGAGGCCUUGGACGUCUGGCAGCUUGCUUUCUGGACUCCAUGGCAACUCUAGGUCUGGCGGCGUAUGGAUAUGGAAUCCGCUAUGAAUUUGGAAUCUUUAAUCAGAAAAUUGUGAAGGGUUGGCAGGUGGAGGAGGCAGAUGAUUGGCUGCGCUAUGGCAACCCUUGGGAAAAGGCCCGGCCUGAAUACAUGCGUCCGGUGCAUUUCUAUGGUCGUGUGGAGCACCACCCAGAUGGAGUGAAAUGGGUGGACACACAGGUUGUCCUUGCACUCCCAUAUGACACUCCUGUCCCAGGAUACAGAAACAACAUUGUUAACACAAUGAGGCUCUGGUCUGCCAAAGCUCCAUGUGAAUUCCAUCUCAAAGACUUUAAUGUUGGUGGUUAUAUUCAGGCCGUUCUGGACAAGAAUCUGGCUGAAAACAUUUCCCGUGUGCUUUACCCUAAUGACAAUUUCUUUGAGGGUAAAGAGCUGCGUCUGAAGCAGGAGUAUUUUGUGGUGGCAGCGACUCUACAGGAUAUCAUCCGCAGGUUUAAAGCCUCCAAGUUUGGCUCAACUGAGGUAGUGCGCAUGGAUCUGUCCACGCUGCCAGAUAAGGUUGCUAUUCAGCUGAAUGACACUCAUCCUGCAAUGGCAAUCCCUGAGCUGAUGAGGAUACUGGUGGAUGACGAGAAACUGACCUGGGAUGUGGCCUGGGACAUCACUGUGCGUACUUGCGCAUAUACAAACCACACAGUCUUACCAGAAGCUCUGGAACGCUGGCCUGUGGACCUCUUCCAAAACCUCCUGCCCCGUCACCUAGAAAUCAUCUAUGAGAUCAACCGACGUCACAUGGAGCGGAUCUCUGCACUCUACCCGGGUGAUUUUGACCGUUUGAGGCGCAUGUCUCUCAUUGAGGAGGGAGGUCAGAAGAAGAUCAACAUGGCUCAUCUCUGCAUCGUUGGUUCUCAUGCAGUCAAUGGCGUGGCACAGAUCCACUCGGACAUUAUUAAAGACACCGUAUUUAAGGACUUCUAUGAUGUGGACCCACAAAAGUUUCAGAACAAGACCAAUGGCAUCACACCUCGUCGCUGGCUCGUCAUGUGCAACCCUGGACUGGCCGAGGUUAUCGCUGAGCGAAUUGGUGAAGACUACAUCCGUGAUCUGAGCCAGUUAAAGAAGCUCUUGAAGUUUGUGGAUGAUGAUGCUCUAAUUCGAGACAUUGCCAAAGUCAAACAGGAGAAUAAGAUGAAAUUUGCCGUGCAUCUCGAGGAACAGUACAAGGUGAAGAUCAAUCCCAACUCCAUGUUUGACGUCCAUGUGAAGAGGAUCCAUGAAUACAAAAGACAGUUGUUGAACUGUCUGCACAUCAUCACUCUCUACAACCGCAUCAAGAAGGAGCCCAACAAGGCCUGGACUCCUAGGACCAUUAUGAUUGGAGGAAAGGCUGCUCCUGGUUAUCACACAGCUAAGAUGAUCAUCAAACUGAUCACGGCAAUCGGAGACGUGGUAAAUAAUGAUAUCGUGGUUGGAGAUCGUCUGAAAGUCAUCUUCCUUGAGAACUACAGGGUUACACUGGCUGAGAAAGUCAUCCCGGCUGCUGACCUAUCCGAGCAGAUUUCCACAGCAGGAACAGAAGCAUCUGGAACGGGCAACAUGAAGUUCAUGCUGAACGGAGCUCUGACCAUCGGCACCAUGGAUGGGGCUAAUGUGGAGAUGGCUGAAGAGGCUGGAGAAGAAAACCUCUUCAUCUUCGGCAUGAGAGUGAAGGAUGUGGAGGCUAUGGAUAAGAAAGGAUACGAUGCCAUGGAGUAUUAUAACCGCAUUCCAGAACUGAAGCAAGCCAUGGAUCAGAUUUCUGGAGGAUUCUUCAGCCCUGCAGAGCCUGACCAGUUUAAAGACAUCGUCAACAUGCUGCUGCAUCAUGACAGAUUCAAGGUGUUUGCUGACUAUGAAGACUACAUCAAAUGUCAGGACAAAGUCAGUGCCCUCUAUAAGAAUACUAAAGAAUGGACCAAGAUGGUAAUCCACAACAUUGCCGGCUGUGGCAAAUUCUCCAGCGACCGCACCAUCAGUCAGUACGCCCGUGAGAUCUGGGGCAUGGAGCCCAGUCUGGAGAAGAUCGCGGCCCCAGACGACUCCCGCUAAACCCCUUCCAUGGUAUCAAAAUGUAUUGUCGUAGCCGUUCUCACAUUCAGUUUAUUUACCAUUGUGAAAAAAUGUAUACAGGUGAUUUUUAACGUCAAAAGUCGUAGGAGCUCCGUCAGACAGCCAGAAUACCUCACGCAUUGUCUCUGCAUCCCUGCUCCGACCUUUGUGUGGCAUGUUCAUAUAGAUAGAAUAUAUGUUGGUGUAAGAAUGUUAGAUUUCUCGUGAAAUAUUACGAAAAAGCUAUGAUGUAUCCUUCUACCAUGCCGAAUGAACAGCACAGCCUCAUCCUGGAGAGCUGAACAAACACUGUGAGGACAAAAUAUAGUAUUUUGCCACUCGUUAUAGCAUGAUGGUGACUGUUAUGAAAGCGAUUUAAAGGGGCAGUUCACUCAAAAACACUAAUUCUGUCAUUAUUUAAUUGGUUUUCAGAGUUGUAGGAUUUUUUUUUGUUUGGAUGAAUACAAAAGAAGAUAUUAUGAAGGAUAUUACGAGGUCCCCAUUAGCUCAUCCAUCCAUUUUUAUGCGCAUUUUGGAUUGUUGCAUAAAAAGUGUUUAAUUGAAACACCAAGAUGCGCAUGAAUGUCAAUAAAUGCAAAUCAAAAUCUUAAAAGCGCAAAUGAGUAGGGUAAACUUUUAAUCCGAUUAGAAAAAAAUACACGUAAGCUAUGGUGGAAACACAUUAACUAAGAGUUUCUCGACCACGUUCCUGGAGGACGACCAGCUCUGCACAUUUUCCAUGAUUUUUAACCAAACACAGCUGAUUCAGAACAUUAGAAGAGACUGAAAGACCUGUAAUGUGUGUGACAGACAAAAGAGACAUACAAAACAUGCAGUGCUGGUGGUCUUCCAGGAACGUGGUUGAGAAACACUGGUUUAAAUCGAAUAAACUGCUGAAUGUGCAUCAAAAAAUCAUGUUUAUACACUCAAAAAUGACUUAAAAUACGUUGAAACAACACAUUUCUUUUGGGUUUUUUGGGGACAACUUGUUUUAUGUUCAUUACACUUUAAUAUGUAAAAACGAUUACAUUACGUUAACUUAUUUAAUUUGUGUUGGGACAACAUGAAGUAAUUGUGUUUAGGUCUUGUGACAGAUUUGUCGGCUACACAUCCAUGACGAAUCUCCCGUUCCACCACUUUCCAAAGGUGCUCUAUUGGAUUGAGAUCUGAUGACUGUGGAGGCCAUUUGAGUACAGUGGACUCAUUGACAUGUUCAAGAAACCAGUCUGAGAUGAUUCGCUCUUUAUGUGUGGUACCCAGUAUUUUUCUUUAAAGUGUGAGGAAGUUACGAUUUUGUUCUCCUUGACUCAUUGGAUGGAAACGGUGAUCCAUUCGUGAAUCUUUUAUGUGAUAUUCAAGUUGUUUGCGUAAAUCUAAUUCACAUAUUUGACUUUCCAUUGUCCAAUUUUUCCAAACUAUGGAAGUCAAUGGGACCGAUUAGCAUCUUGGUUAUUAACAUUCAUCAAAAUAUCUUCUUUUGUGUUCAGCAGAACAAUUAAACACAUACAAGUUUUUAAGCGUAAAUAAGAACCUGUUAAUGUUUGAGUGAACUAUUCUUUUAAGAAACCUCCAAAUUUGGGGCUUUUGUGUGUGUGUGUGUGUGUGUUGUGGCAAAAUGUUUGAUUAUUGAAAACACUCCAUUUCAGUGUAUGACAAGCAGUUAUCACAUGAACAAUGUCGGGAAUGUGGUACAUUUACAGUCAUAAUUCUUGUUUAAAAUAACCUGCCUUAACCAUAUGAGUGUUGUUUGCGUGUGUUAAGGUCCAAAUCUCUGCCUGUCGAUGCUCAAGACUUGUUCUUCCACCCGUAGAGCUUCUUCCUUCAGCACUUUAAGCAUGAUCUGUCACUUUUGUCCUGUUACUGUAGCUCUUCCCACAUGCGCAUCUACUUGUAACUCUGUUUUCACACCCCACACGACAAGACCUGCAGGAAUGAUGGGGCCCUGCAGAAAAACUUGAGUCCAGGAAGGCUGCAAAACUAAUAUAGCACUGAAGUGUGAUUCUGCGCACCUGCGUUAGAGACCAUGAAAUGUAUUUAUCUGUAUUUUAUGAUAGAAUUAUAUUUGAAGAUCUUGUAACAAUGUAUCAUGCAUUGCAUUUGCAGGAAGGGGCUACCUAGAAAACUGUACUUUAGAUCCACAACUAAACUAGGAAUAAGAUCUUGGUUUAGUGGUACUGGAGUUUUUAUUUGUGGUUCCUUGUCACCAGCCUGCCCCCUUCAACAAUGUGAUCAAGAUCUUUAUUCGCUGAAUGUUUUGCCCAUAUUGUGAGUGACAACGCACACAAAACAGACCUGCUGAUACCCUUCAAGAGUGCAUUAAGAGUGUAAAAAAUAAAACAGUAACUAAUCACA